AUGAUGUGGGACCUGGUCGAGUCGAGGGUGGAGCUGCAGGGCUACCUGAACUUCACGGCGGACCUCCCGUACUGGAUGAAGCCCGAGAACACGUACCGCGUGAUCUACAUCCAGAGCCAAGCGUCGUGGUUCGUGCUGACGGGGCGCGACUUUGUGGUGGACGCGCACAACACGGGGGGGAUCAUGGGGAACGGGCAAUACUGGUGGUCGUGGUACGGGAACGGGACGCGGCUGGACGGGGACGGGCGGCCGGUGUCGCUGACGGUGUGGCGGGCGCUGCGGGCGACGAUUGCGAAUUUCCGGAUCGAGAGCCAGCCGUUCUGGAGCAACGCGGUCGUGGAGUCGAAGGACAUUGUAUACGACGGGAUGUACUGCAACGCGACGAAUGCGGACCCGCUGUACUUCAAUCAGAACAUCGUGUGGAAUACAGAUGGGAUCGACACGUACCGGUCGGAUAAUGUGUCGCUGCUGAACUGGGACAUCACCCUAGGCGACGACUGUAUUGCGGUCAAAGGGAACUCGACGAACGUGUAUGCAAAGAACAUCACUUGCCACGGGGGGACAGGAAUUGCAUUCGGCUCGCUGGGCCAGUACCACCAGCUCUACGACAAUGUCGAGAACAUCACGCUGGAGGACGUCACUAUGGUCCGUCCUGACCCCGCCAUUCAGCCAUACAUGGAGCAUGGUGUGUACUUCAAGUCGUGGACCGGCACGGUUAUCGGCUUCCCGCCUGAUGCUGGUGGGGGAGGGCCCGGCACGACCACGAAUGUCACCGCGCGCAACUUCAGGCUUGACGAUGUGACAUACCCCAUCCAACUGUACCAGACGAACUCUGGGCAUCCCGGAGACGCACCGUCGCAGUACCGAUUUGGCAACCUGUCAUUUGUAAACUUUACGGGGACGGCGUCGACGGAUCUGGUGGUGGACAUUGAAUGCAGCCCUGCGGCACCGUGCGGGGGGCUGUCGUUUGCAGAUAUAAAUGUAACGGUGCCAAGUGGCCAAUCGGCACAGACGAAUUGCUACAAUGUUGUGAGCCAGGAAGGGCUGCCUGCGUGUAAUACUGAUGGCCUUGUGGCUGAGAACUGA
Molecule: messenger RNA, 1086 nt
Organism: Fibroporia radiculosa
Lineage: Eukaryota; Fungi; Basidiomycota; Agaricomycetes; Polyporales; Fibroporiaceae
Exons: 14
Coding region: 1-1086 (361 amino acids)
Biological process (GO): carbohydrate metabolic process
Molecular function (GO): polygalacturonase activity
Source: RefSeq, a predicted model, not a curated record